Molecule: messenger RNA, 1801 nt
Organism: Oryctolagus cuniculus (rabbit)
Lineage: Eukaryota; Metazoa; Chordata; Mammalia; Lagomorpha; Leporidae
Source: RefSeq, a predicted model, not a curated record
GGAGCCUGGUGGCUUGGACCUGGGCACAGAGGGAGGAACAGGGUGGCUGGUACUUAUAUUGGAAGGUAGAACCAUCACGAUGCCUUGUUGGAGGAGCCCACACAGGACAGGACUCCUGGGUCCCCUUGGUGGAUCUGCUCCUUGGAGAAGGCCGUUGGUUCUUGGUUCCAUACUUUAAUUUCAGAGUUAAUAGAAGGAGGUGGCAUCUCUUGCCUGCAGAUACGUAUUGAGGAAAUUCUUCAGGUGCUAUAAUGUGGCACUGCAAACAGUUGGGGAUUGCCAAUGUUGAGCUCAUGCCCUUAUGUCCCUAGGAUAUUCAUCCUUUUGUAAGCUCAAGCUGUGGAAGAUGGAGGAAGCCAACAACAGCUCUGGAAAUGGCUUUCUACUUCUGGGGUUUUCAGAUCAGCCCCAGCUGGAAAGGUGCCUUUUCAUCAUCAUUUUGCACUUUUACAUCUUUAAUAUUCUGGGGAACACAGCCAUCAUAUUGGUGUCUUGUGUGGAUGCCAAACUCCACACACCAAUGUACUUCUUCCUCAGCAACCUCUCCUGUGUGGACAUCUGUUUCACCACAAGUGUUGCCCCACAGCUGCUGGUUACUAUGAGUAAGAAAGACAAGAGCAUGAGCUAUGGAGGAUGUGUGGCUCAGCUCUAUGUGGCUAUGGGGUUGGGUUCCUCUGAGUGCAUUCUCCUGGCGGUCAUGGCUUACGACCGCUAUGUUGCAGUCUGCCGGCCACUGCACUACGCCACCAUCAUGCACCCCAAGCUCUGUGUUGCCUUGGCCAGCACAGCAUGGCUCAGUGGACUGGUCACCUCUCUCAUUCAGUGCUCCCUCACUGUGCAGCUGCCCCUCUGUGGUCAUCGGAAACUGGACCACAUUUUCUGUGAGGUGCCAGUGCUCAUCAAACUGGCCUGUGUGGACACAACUUUCAAUGAGGGAGAACUCUUUGUGGCCAGUGUAGUGUUUCUGAUUGUCCCUGUGUCACUCAUCUUAGUCUCCUAUGGCUUCAUAACCCAGGCUGUUCUGAGGAUCAAAUCAGCUGCAGGGCGCAAAAAGGCCUUCGGGACCUGCUCCUCUCACCUGAUUGUUGUCAUCAUUUUCUAUGGGACCAUCAUUUUCAUGUACCUGCAACCAGCCAAAAGCAGCUCCAAAAACCAGGGAAAGUUUGUUUCUCUUUUCUACACCAUAGUCACUCCACUUCUGAAUCCUAUUAUCUAUACUCUGAGAAACAAAGAUGUGAAAGGAGCCUUGAGGGCAAUGGUAAUAGGACAUGCUUUGGGGUCAGAAAGGUUAUGAGCUGGAUAUCUGGCACUAGAUGGUUUGUACUAAGUACUCCUCUGUUCAGAGCCACAGGUUAGUACAAAAUCUGCAGUUCUGCAAGAAGCUGAGGUACUCAAGGGACAAAAAUUCUAUGCUCUCUACUGAAAACACUCAGCUCUUUCUCAGCUAUGCCAUCAAAUUUCAUAUACCCAUUUUUUCUACCUAGUUUGGCGAUCCAUCGGUAAAUUUCUGUUUAUUCAUAAAGGCUCAGCUGAAAUGUUAUCUACAGUUUCCCACUUUUGUGAAACACCAUUCUUCUCACUCUCUGGGAAAAACUGUUUCCUAAUAUAUUUUGUAUAGCAUGUGAUACAUACUGCAGUUUCCAUAUGUUCACACAUGUUAAUAUGUAUAUAUUUGCCUAUAUAUACAAAUAGACUAAGCAAUAUGUACAUAUAAUAGAUAGGAAGUAAUAUAUAACCAUUUUCCCAUUAAUAAGGGGUACUAUAAAAAACUCAUGGAAAAAGGCAAUUAGAAGCCAAGCUU